CGCCAUGUUGUUUUGCUUCGUUGUCAGUAGAGAGGAGCGGCAGCAGCAGAGCGGAGCUUCUACCUGACAGUGUGUCCGACCCCCUCCCCGUUGCCAUGGCGACCUUCCCAGAGUACAUUGCGGCGAACGAGGAGCGAGACGGCGUGCGCUUCAGCUGGAACGUCUGGCCGUAGCGGCUGGAGGCGACCCGGAUGGUGGUUCAGGUGGCGUCUCUGUUCACCCCGCUGAGGGAACGACCCGACCUGCCGCCGAUCCAGUACGAACCGGUUCUGUGCAGCCGGGCCACCUGCCGCGCCGUGCUCAACCCGCUGUGCCAGGUGGACUACAGAGCCAAGCUGUGGGCCUGCAACUUCUGCUACCAGCGGAACCAGUUUCCUCCGUCUUAUGCUGGGAUCUCUGAGGUCACCCAACCUGCAGAGCUGCUGCCUCAGUUCUCCACCAUCGAGUACGUGGUCCAGCGGGGUCCUCAGAUGCCGCUGGUCUUCCUGUACGUGGUGGACACCUGUAUGGAGGACGAGGACCUGCAGGCUCUGAAGGAGUCCCUGCAGAUGUCCCUGUCCCUGCUGCCUCCCACCGCGCUGGUCGGACUCAUCACCUUCGGCCGGAUGGUUCAGGUUCAUGAGCUGGGCUGCGAGGGGAUCUCCAAGAGCUACGUCUUCAGGGGGACCAAGGACCUGAAUGCCAAGCAGCUGCAGGAGAUGCUCGGUCUGACCAAACCCUCAGCCGCUCAGGGACGAGGUCCUCAAACGGCCCCGCAGCCUCUGUCCAACAGGUUCCUGCAGCCGGUGCAGAAGAUUGACAUGAACCUGACCGACCUGUUGGGGGAGCUGCAGCGAGACCCCUGGCCCGUCACUCAGGGAAAGAGGCCUCUUCGCUCGCUGGGCGUCGCCAUGUCCAUCGCUGUGGGCCUGCUGGAGUGCACCUUCCCCAACACGGGCGCUCGCAUCAUGACGUUCGUUGGCGGUCCGGCGACGCAGGGCCCCGGCAUGGUGGUGGGAGACGAACUGAAGACCCCCAUCAGGUCCUGGCACGACCUGGAGAAGGACAACGCCAAGUUCAUGAAGAAAGCUACCAAGCACUACGAGUCUUUAGCUAACCGAGCGUCCACUAACGGUCACAUCAUCGACAUCUACGCCUGCGCUCUCGAUCAGACCGGCCUGCUGGAGAUGAAGUGCUGCGCCAACUACACCGGAGGCUACAUGGUGAUGGCGGACUCCUUCAACACGUCUCUGUUUAAACAAACCUUCCAGAGAGUCUUCACCAAAGAUGUCCAGGGAUCCUUCAAGAUGGCGUUCGCCGCCACGCUGGAAGUCAAGACCUCCAGAGAGAUCAAAGUAUCGGGAGCGAUCGGCCCCUGCGUCUUGCACGCUAAAGGACCCUGUGUCUCUGAGAACGAGAUCGGGACGGGAGGAACGUGUCAGUGGAAGAUCUGCGGUUUGGAUCCGACCACUACUCUGGCUCUUUACUUCGAGGUGGUCAACCAGCACAACGCUCCGAUCCCUCAGGGCGGCCGCGGAGCGAUACAGUUCGUCACCCAGUACCAACACUCGUCCGGACAGAGGCGCAUCAGAGUCACCACCACCGCCAGGAACUGGGCGGAUGCUCAGACUCAAAUCCAGAGCAUCGCAGCGUCCUUCGAUCAGGAGGCGGCGGCCAUCUUGAUGGCGAGGUUGGCGGUGUACCGAGCGGAGACGGAGGAGGGUCCUGAUGUCCUGCGAUGGUUGGACAGACAGCUGAUCAGACUGUGUCAGAAGUUUGGAGAUUACCACAAAGACGAUCCAAACUCCUUCAGGUUCUCCGAGACUUUCUCCCUCUACCCUCAGUUCAUGUUCCACCUGCGGCGCUCUCCGUUCCUGCAGGUGUUCAACAACAGUCCAGACGAGAGCUCUUAUUACAGACACCAUUUCAACAGACAGGACCUGACCCAGGCCCUCAUCAUGAUCCAACCUGUGCUCUACGCCUAUUCAUUCAGCGGGCCACCUGAGCCCGUCCUGUUGGACAGCAGCAGCAUCCUGCCCGACCGAAUCCUGCUGAUGGACACCUUCUUCCAGAUCCUCAUCUACCACGGAGAGACCGUCGCUCAGUGGAGGAAGGCCGGGUAUCAGGAAAUGGCCGAGUACGAGAACUUCAGGCACCUCCUCCAGGCACCGGUGGACGACGCCCAGGAGCUGCUGCACACUCGCUUCCCCAUGCCCAGAUACAUCGACACGGAGCACGGCGGCAGCCAGGCUCGCUUCCUGCUCUCCAAAGUCAACCCCUCCCAGACUCACAACAACAUGUACACCUGGGGACAGGAGUCCGGCGCUCCCAUUCUGACCGACGACGUCAGCCUGCAGGUGUUCAUGGAUCACCUGAAGAAGCUCGCCGUCUCCAGCGCCGCCUGAACUCGCCUGCCACCUCUUCACCUGUCCACGUUAUGUUUGUUCUUUACUUUUGCAUUCGCUGCCUACAACCAGCCAACCAACAAGCCGUGUUAACGUCCUCGUAUCAGCCAAUCAGCAGCAGGUUCAGAACCGUGUCACCUUUCUUCUGCACGACAUUUUUACACCUGCAGCCUCUUGAAGUGUUUAAAUGCGACGAGCUGAGAAGCAGUUAGACAUGUUCGUCACACAGUUUCAGAAGGUUAAAUAUGUCCUUUCUAUCGUCAUUAUAUAUUUAUCUAUAUUUUUCUGAUGAAUUGUUAAGUCUUAGCCAACUCUCCCUGUAAUAUUUAAAACUGAUCUACGGAAAAAGGUAACGAGCAACAAGCCGGCGGCACCAACCUCGCCGAAAGAGUUCCUGUAGUUGCUUCACAAUAAAAGCUUCCAUGUGAUUUGUCUAUUUUAAGCUUUUAAUGUGAAACAGCAGCAGUAAGUGAUUAUUGUCUAUUACAGAAUCUUAGCACCGCAGGUGCAGGCGAGCGUUCUGAUUGGUGGAAACAACAACUGAUCAACAAAUCGUAUCAGACUUACAUUGGUUUCCAGUCAUUUCUGUAAGGUAUCAAAUCUGUUAAACUAUCUGAAAUCUAAAACAUGUAAGUUUGUGAUUUCAGGAGCUGAGAGUUCAACACACCAUGUUAGUGAAACAGCUGACCUCAGAUCUGUCUGAACACAUUUCAAGCAGUUUUUCAGAAAGCAUGAAAACAGUCAGCUGUUAGCACAUGGUGACUGAAGACCUAGAGAAGCUUUGUGUUUUGUGAUCAGCACGUUUCAGAAACCUGUAGCAGCUGUUUGAUGUAAACAUGACAUAAUCAGAUUACAUUAGAUCAUUCUCUAGUAGAAUUAUCAGUUACUGUGUCUACAGUCGCUGAUCUGCGGACGGCUGCUGUUUUUCGUUGAGUUUCUCUUUGAAGUUGCUGAACACUAAAAGUCCUGCAGAGAGAAGUUCAUGUUUUCACUGAGUCUUUAUUCUCAUGUUUCUAAUAAAACUGUGCUGUGGAGAAGUUCA
Messenger RNA from Micropterus salmoides (largemouth bass), 3426 nucleotides. RefSeq names its product Sec23 homolog A, coat complex II component (gene sec23a). Gene Ontology annotation, biological process: endoplasmic reticulum to Golgi vesicle-mediated transport; COPII-coated vesicle budding; COPII-coated vesicle cargo loading. Lineage: Eukaryota; Metazoa; Chordata; Actinopteri; Centrarchiformes; Centrarchidae. The record is from RefSeq and is a predicted model, not a curated record. Gene Ontology annotation, cellular component: COPII vesicle coat; endoplasmic reticulum exit site. Gene Ontology annotation, molecular function: GTPase activator activity; zinc ion binding.